This is a messenger RNA of Monascus purpureus, 2317 nucleotides long. Lineage: Eukaryota; Fungi; Ascomycota; Eurotiomycetes; Eurotiales; Aspergillaceae. The record is from the annotation of a GenBank genome assembly.
CUUCACUUCCGCCUGCUUUCAACCUUUCUGUUCAAAUCCUUGCCUUGAUCUAGUCAUCUCUUUGCCUGUUCUUAUUGCGAGCAAUUUGAUAUCCAUACUUCCUCUUCAUACUCAACAACUAUCCAGCGAAACAUCAUUUAUCUCGGCAAUGGCAGAAGAAGAUACCACUACAACGCCUCCUAUACAGAAAACGAUUCCUAAACCUGAGUCGCCAACGACUGCUCACCCAUUGGACUUUAAUGAUGAAACUCAAGAAACCGGAGUCAUAUCUGCGUCAGGCGCCUCCCAGCAAGCUUCCACCGAAGCUCCCCCUCCCCCGCCAAAACCACCAAGGCCACUGAGCCCGAGACAGCAAGCAGAGAAUACUCUUAAAGAAGCUUUUCCCACGAUAGAUGCCGCCGUAGUUAAGGCUAUUCUGGUGGCAAGUGGUUGGAAUGUGGAAAGAGCCUUCCAUGCGCUUCUCGGUAUGACUGAUCCUAGUGUUCAAGAGGAAGCACCUCCGCCGAAACCGCCCCGUCCGUCGACAUCUACAACGCAGAGACAGCUGGAAGAGGAUGAGAUGUAUGCUCGUCAGCUUGCCGCGCAUUACAAUUCAGCACCGCGCCGUUCGCAGUACCCCGAUAGACGCGAUGAAUAUCCAUAUCGUCAGAGAGGGGGUGGUGAAUAUUUGGAAGAAGAAAAGGAAUACAGUUUCUUUGACGACGAUCUUCCGGUCAUUCGUGAGAAUAUCCGCAAAGGAUUCCUUGAUACGCAGUCCAAGGUCAACUCAUGGGUGCAGAACCUGAGGAAGAAGUUCGAGAAUGAAGAUGAAGACGACUUUCAAGAUAACCAAGGUCGCCGUACCCCCAGUCGCUCACGAGGGAGUGGGGAGCUGAGUCGUCGAAGUGGGGAUCGCGAGCGAUAUGAUGCAGAUCCUCAACUGCUGAGUGAUGAUUUCUCAGCACUCGAGCUGAGAGAUGGUGAAGCUCCUCCAUCGCGUCCUCCAAGAAGACCGCUAGCAAAUCCAGAUCUCUACAAAUCCUCGUCUCCUUCUCCAGACAGACGGAAAGUAUCUUUCCAGGAGGGACCUCCCACGGAGAUUGGCAGCUCCCGUGAUACACCCGAACCGGCCAAGGCACUGUCGACUGGAGGCAGGUCAAGCAAAUGGCAACCGUUGACCACAGUUGAGCCGUCGCCCAUCGGAGACAAUGAUCCAUUUAGCCUAGGUGAUAGUGAUGAUGAGAAAGACACGAAAUGGAAAGAGCAUAAUACCGAGGAAGGACCUUCAAAGAAAGAUACUACGGAGGCGGCUGGGGCUAGUGAGAGCGCAGGAAAAUAAAGCACCUGGUUGUUUGAUGGUCCUCGUUUAGUUCAUUCAUGACCUUAUCUCAUCAUUCAUUUCGCAGCACGCAAGUCAGUCCGAUGUUAUCAACGGAUCCUGACAGAAUAGUGGUUAUGCUAUUGGAGCGCAUGCUCCGUGCUUGGGAGUUGUGGUAGAUGGAUCUUCCAUCCACUGAAUACCAGAUAUUUCAAUGCCUGACAACAUAUACCCCAAUCCAUCAUAUAUACCCUUGUUUUUUUUCUGCUACCUUCAUCUAAUGAAUAACAGAACACAGGUGAUGCAAGAAUACACUUUAUAAUUGAAUGAUAUACGUUUCGUAUGCAUACAAUACCGAAGAGACCAUCCAGGAACUAUUCAACCACCACUGCACAGAUCAAGUACCAUCCUCACGCCAGUCCGCCCAGGGGCAUAGUAAUCAAGGACUUCUUCGCGAUCGUCAUAGCCACAGCGAGCAUAAAGCGCCCGAGCCGGUAUUCUGGCCUUAUCCACCCACAACUGGACAUACUGGCAUCCCUCCCUUUCAAGGCGUUGCCGAAUAUAAUCCAUAAGCUUUUGCCCCAAACCCUGCCUGCGGUAGGGUUCAGCAACACACACCUUGUGAAGAAAAGCGGUUCCUUUCUGUCGGACGUAGACUGCGUAAGCGAUCACGGGUGAACGCACAUUGCCAUGGGGUUGUGAGCGUGCACCUCCUGUUGCUGCUGCUACUGCUGGUGAAGCAGCCCUUCGGGUCAUAUACAAAACCCGUGUAUUGGGUUUCCUUUUCCAGAGUUCUUCGCCAAAUGGCAAUGCCUCGUUUGCCGGGAAUGUCUUCUUCUCGAUGCGGGUGAUUUGCGCGAGGAUAUCGAGCACUUCUUUCCGGUUCAAGGAAUGGAUGUCUGAGAUGGCCAUAUCAUUGGGUAUAUCCAUGCUCUUCUUUUCUUUCUUGGCUGGAUCAGAUCCACUUCUACAUUUGGAGGUGAUCUCAAUUUUUUUGGAAGGCGAAUUAAUUGUAUUGUC